This is a messenger RNA of Microbotryum saponariae, 988 nucleotides long. NCBI's taxonomy places the organism in Eukaryota, Fungi, Basidiomycota, Microbotryomycetes, Microbotryales, Microbotryaceae. The record is from the annotation of a GenBank genome assembly.
AUGCCACCUCGCCCCUCUCUCCUUGGCAGCCAUCGAGCCCUUUCCUCGCCCACUUCAUCCCCUUCCUUCCUGAUUCGCCACUCCUCCUCUUCCUCCGCCCCCUCUUUCGUCCCCUGCUCCCGCACCUCUGCCGACACCGAAAUACCCUACGGUGAUCCCACUCAAGCUUCCUCCGCCUACCUACCCCAGCACCCAUCCACCCACCCCUCCACAUCCACCUCCACCUCCACCUCCACCCUGGACCCCGCAGCGACGACUUCGACCCCUUCCACUUUGACCGAUCGCCAGAGGCACGUACUGCAGCAGAUCCUCAGGGUCGAUCAGGCGGGGGAAUUAGGCGCCAAUUGGAUUUACAACGGACAGCAUGCGGUGCUCAAGAGGAAGAGGGAUAGCAGGGUCGCGAGUCUAGUCCAGGUCUGUCCUUGUUGGUGGCGUCACGUCUCAUCGGCGCGCUGACGAGACGAAAAACGCUGACUCGAUUGCCCCCACUCCCCCUAAGGACAUGUGGGACGGCGAAAAGAAGCACAUCGCCACGUUCGACAAAUUGAUCACCCAGCAUGGCGUAAGACCGACGGCCUUGUAUCCCGUCUGGAAAGCCGCGGGAUUCGCUUUAGGCGCCGGAACGGCCUUGUUGGGUAAUCGCGCCGCGAUGGCGUGUACGGAGGCGGUCGAGACCGUCAUUGGGGAACAUUAUAAUUCGUAUGUUUAUCGAUUCCUGAACGGGUCUCUUGAGGUGGGACCUACUUCAGCUAAUCGCGUGGAUGUAAAACCCUUCAGACAACUCAAAGAACUCAACCUCGCCUUUCCCAACGACCACCCCUCCAUCCCCUUACUCAAGCAACUCCUCCUCGAAUUCCGAGACGACGAACUAGGUCAUCUCGAUACGGCGGUAGAGAACGAAUCCCAACAGGCACCGGCUUAUGCGUUGCUGAGUGCUGCUAUUGCCACAGGGUGUAGGCUCGCCAUCGGGAUUUCGGGAAAGGUCUGA